Coprinopsis cinerea okayama7#130 is the source of this 2067-nucleotide messenger RNA. RefSeq names its product meiotically up-regulated 71 protein. The record is from RefSeq and is a predicted model, not a curated record. Gene Ontology annotation, molecular function: diphthine-ammonia ligase activity. The coding region runs from base 1 to 2007 and encodes 668 amino acids. The transcript has 11 exons. NCBI's taxonomy places the organism in Eukaryota, Fungi, Basidiomycota, Agaricomycetes, Agaricales, Psathyrellaceae. Gene Ontology annotation, biological process: protein histidyl modification to diphthamide.
AUGAAGUAUGUUGCUCUGCUCAGCGGUGGAAAAGACAGCUGCUUUAAUCUCAUUCACUGUCACGAGAAUGGCCAUCAACUUGUGGCAGCCGCCUCUCUACGACCCGAACCGGGAAAAGUAAAACUCGCGACUUCAGAUGAAAUCGAUUCCUAUAUGUAUCAGACCGUUGGACAGGAUGCUGUCGAACUUGUGGCCAAAGCCUUGGACGUCCCUCUGUACAGAAGGGUUAUAUCGGGCGAUGCUGUCCAGCAAGGUUCGGAAUACGGGAGUAGAGCCGGCCACGAUUCGGGGGUCAAGGGAGACGAGACAGAAGAUCUCCACGAAUUGCUAGUCCAAGUUUUGGAGCAUCAUCCGGAUGUCCAAGGUGUCUCCGUUGGCGCCAUCUUGUCCAAUUACCAACGCGUUCGCGUUGAACAUGUAUUGGGGUUGAUACCCUUGUCUUACCUGUGGCAAAGGGACCAGGCUGAGCUAUUCUCGGAGAUGAUUGAAGCAGGCCUAACAGCCGUCUUAAUCAAGGUCGCUGGGAUCGGCCUCACACCAAAACACCUUGGAAAGACAUUGGCAGAGAUGCAACCUACCCUGACAAAACUGAAUUCACUCUAUGGAUUGCAUGUCUGUGGAGAGGGUGGAGAAUACGAAACUUUGACCAUUGACUGUCCACUCUUCAAAUCUCGGAUAGUCCUAGAAGAGAUCGAAACGGUGAUCCACUCGGACAACGAUUUUGCUACCGUCGCGUAUUUGCGAGUUAAGAAGGGGGCCCUGGAGCCCAAACCUGACAUCGUCCAAGGGGCGCUGAGCAUACCUCCUUUGCUGGAAGACCCAUACAUCGACCUCGAAGCCACUCUUAAGGGAUCGCACAUCGAGUUCAGUUCACCUAGAGAGUGGACUGGGUCCUUUCCUUCACAGUUACCGCCCAGCAGCCACAAGCGCGGAAACUGGGUCGCUGUUAGCAAUGUGCACAGGUCUGUUCCGCUGGGUGCACCAGCGGCCGAUCUACCAAUAUCCGAAGAGGUUGAAGAAUGUUUCUCGAUUUUAAAAAACGAACUACAGAGUCAUGGGCUAUUGCUGGAGCACUGCGCCAACAUCAAUGUCUUCAUUUCGCCUAUGAGCUUGUUUGCUGAAGUCAACAAAGCUUAUACCCGAUUCUUUGGGACCAGUCCUCCUGCCCGGGCUUGUGUCGCUACCUCACUACCAUGGCCUAUCCGCGUCAGGAUGGAUGUCAUUGCCCAUGCUGAGGAGAAGGCGUCCAAUCGUCAAGCACUACAUGUCCAAGGCCUCAGCUACUGGGCUCCUGCAAACAUCGGGCCAUAUUCCCAGGCUUCAGAACAGCUAUUCGUGUCGGGACAAAUUGGGCUCACCCCAAGGGAUCUGACUCUUGCCAAUUCAUUCCCCCUGCAAGCAGCUCUCACACACCAACACGUCGCAAGAGUGAUCAAAGCAGUCUCAGAAACUACCGGAAGUUGGGACGGGUUUCCUCAAUUGGUUCUUUACUGGAUGGACAAGGCAAUGAAUCCUUCGAAUGUAUUACUGGAGUCAGAAACUUUGACUCCCCGGGUUCCGUCCCUUUCCAUAGUUGUGGAUUCCUUGCCCAAAAACGCUCAGGUCGAAAAACAGGUUCUCUUCCACACAGGUCGAUGCGAGAUCAUUGACGAAGAGGGCGAGGCGGUCGUCGAAACCAAAAUGCCUGCAUUUUCUGAGGCCAAAAUCGACUGCUCUCGCGGUGGUGUUAUCAAAGUAGAGAAGCUUGUCAACGGAGACAAUUCAUUUGCCACCGUUAUCUGUGCCAAAGGGGACAUCUCUGGAAAUGCGGAAUCGGUGUUGUCCGAAAUCCUCACUACGUCACCCUUAUCGGCGAGGAUAUUCUAUACACCAUCUCCUGGUUCACUGGAGAUCCAGAAGGUCUUGCAGAAGCACUUGACGAUGCCAGCGACGCAGAUUUUCUGCCGAGAUAUAUCGACAAAGGACGGGUUGCAUUGGGACCACGCGAUCAUCUUCUAUUCCCCAUAGGAAGACAGCAGAUUGAAAUAUCCGUUGAUAUCUAUUAACGUAAUACGAAGAUGUCAUGAA